AUGUCGUUGUUUUGUUGGCGGCUGUUGUUCGCUGCCGGGGUGCUGAGCCUCGCACCAGGGGCUUCGGCCUCUCAGGAGAUCAUGAAGAAACUCACCACUGGCUUUGCCAAGGCUAUGGAGGAGUGUAAGGCAGAAUUAAACCUGGGCGAUCACAUCAUCCAAGACUUCAUGAACUACUGGCGCGAGGAGUACGAGUUACUGAACCGAGACACGGGCUGCGCCAUCAUGUGCAUGGCGUCCAAACACGACCUGGUCACUGAGGAUAUGAAGAUACAUCAUGAGAACGCGCACGAGUUCGCCAAGAGCCAUGGAGCAGACGACGACUUGGCCAAGCAGUUGGUACAAAUGAUACACGACUGUGAGAAACAGUUCACGGAUAUCACUGACGACUGCUCCAAGACCCUCGAGAUAUCCAAAUGUUUCCGCACCAAGAUACACGAGCUGAAGUGGGCGCCUUCGAUGGAGACCAUACUAGAAGAAUUGAUGAUUGAGACUUAA
Molecule: messenger RNA, 498 nt
Organism: Danaus chrysippus (African queen)
Lineage: Eukaryota; Metazoa; Arthropoda; Insecta; Lepidoptera; Nymphalidae
Source: the annotation of a GenBank genome assembly